AUAACGAAUAUGGGCGUGAAUCAGAUAAUUCUCGAUAAUGAAAUGGAUAUUUUUAUACGGUGCCUACAUUUAAACAAACAAGAGACGAUCUAGUUCGUAGCUACAUCAGAUUUCGUAUUAUGAAGUAUAUAUUGUUAGUGAUCAGACAACAUAUAAAUGUUACCAAAUGAAUUUUGGUAAUAUUGGUUUGAAUUACGGGUAGAACUGGAUCGGCCCGAAGUUGGAAAUUUAAGUCCUUUAUUUGGCACGAUGGAGACGCUUGUGGGCUUAGUGCUGUGUGCAGCAUCAUCUUCCGUUCUUAUCUCUGCUUAUCCUAUAUCUCCGGAUGCUGCAGAAUGCGAGCUUCGAGAAGAUAUCCUUGUAUGUGACUACAAAAAUAAUGGAGAGUCUUACGUUCACUAUGAAGAUCCUGCUAAUUCCACCAUCACGCUUAUUGCAAUACUGAACGCCCAGGAAGUCCUGCUGAGACCGCCAUUGUGUAAGAACCUAGAAUUACACAAUAUUACCAAGAUCGAAGUUAUCCAAGAGGAGCCGAUUCCAUGUCACUCGGGCUACGAUGGUCAAUGCGAAAAAGGUGGUAAAUUAUCCACGUAUAACUCAGGUCUUUCGACAAUACCUUUUGGAUUAAGGGAAUUAUAUAUAAAAGAUUCAACGGUUGACUUUCUUGGCCCAAAUGUACCCAGAGAAUAUUCUAUUCAUCACUCACGUGUUAAAACACUCAAUAUAACAGGAUACACAGGUAGUGGACAAUCUGGCUUCAUUUAUAAUUCAACUAUUGAUGACUUACUUAGUAUGAAAAUUGAACCUAAUUAUACGGUAUUUCUUCAGAAUUCCGAAAUUGAUCAUAUUCACCAGAGGGCUAUUCUUGUCCAAGGGGGUAAUGUAAUUUUAGAUAAUACUUCAGUUAUGUCAGCGUAUAAUAAUAGCGUUUUGCUAACUGCAAGUUCCUCCAUGGAGCUUAAUGGAUUUGAAGGCAACUUGGGCUUAAAAACACUAGCGCCUAAGGAUGCCUUUGUGGAAACUUUUAAUGAGAGCAAUACUUUACAUACCCCUUUUACAGACGAUGAGCAUAGUACAGAAAAUGUUUAUUACAAGGCCUUCUUAUCUUUCCUCGUCCUUUUCGUGAUUAUGACAUUACUUUUUCUAAUUCAAGCCCUUGUCAUUAAAAGAAGAAUGACCAUACAUACCAACUCAUCAACAUUCGUUGAUCCCAUACCGAAAUUACUCCUGGUAGACAGAACGUCAAUUACACAGUUCCGUUGCUGCCAGACAACAUCGACCAAAGUCACCGUUCCUCAGAUGGGGUUGAUGACUUCGAAGACGAGCUUCUGAAGUCAUACGACAUCACGAAAGCUCUCUACCUCGAAGACACAGAUGACAUCAAAUCAGAAAUGCAGGCAGCUGUGGAUGCUCGCGAUAAAGAGGAAUUUGACGAGAUAGUGAUGGAAAAUAUAAAACUCCUAGAAUUGCAAGAUUUGCAGACCAAGAGGAGAAGUAAACCUGACAAACAUGUAGCUUUGAUGGAACGUGUGAACCACACCAUAAGACAGUUGAUUGAAAAACAGUACCGGAACCACUCAUUCAACCUUCAGAAUUGUGGGAAUGACUUAAAACUCAAAUACAAAGAUAUAAUGGUCGAAUGUAACAGCAGAUUCUUGGAAGAUCUGAUAGAAAUUAUCAAAAGGACCAUCGUCAAAUGGGACGACGACCUUCAAGAGGAAAAGAAUAAUUCGCCUGACUUGAUACGUUUCGUCCGAAAUCUCCUUUCAAAGUCACUGGAGUCCGUGAAUCAACUGGCUGGCAAGUUAGACCGAUUCAUCUUGCAGUGCAAUGAAGAACACAAGGUAAGUCUCAGUGAGUUGGAAACAAGUUGCAGAGCGAAAUUCGAGGCCAUAAACGCAUGCGCAGAGGAGAGGUCCGAUCUCGUCAGAAGGACUGAACUGGAAGACGCUGAGGUUUACGGUCGUGACAAAGCUCUCAGACUGUCGCUGAUACAAGAAGAGGUAUCUUCUGCGUCACGAGAACUGCGGCAGAAAGAAGCUCUGUUGGAAUAUUCCCAGAUAAAUCAGAAGAGCGUCCUUCAGGAGAAGAUCAUUAACCAGCAGACGGACAAUAUCAAGCAUCUGGAGAGGAUGAUAAUGACGCUGGCCGACAUCAGACGCUGUUACGUCCUUUCCUGUGAUAAAUAAUGGUAUUUUUGCCAUGCCCCUAGGUUAGGUUAGGAUAGUUUGGUUAGGUUAGGCCGAAUCAGUUAAAAAGGAGUGUGGGAAGCAUAAUGAGAUUAUUUCCAAGGAGAUUCUAUGGUUAGUUUUUAAGAUAUCAUGUCCCGCUUUUUUCAGGCAAGGUUCCAGGGUUCCAGCUCUAGGUUACAUUUAGGUGAUAUGCUGCCCAGUCAUCACAACAUGCAAAUCUCAUUCAACAGUAACAAGGGAAAGAAAUAUGUUCCAACAUAAGAUAAGUCAAAUUAUAUAUUAAAUGAGAACUCCUUGGAAGUCGAUGUUCAUUGCCUAUUGUAACAAGUCAUUAUUUUGUGAUAAUUUGAUCAAUAAAUUCAUAACAACAAGUUGAAUUAACUUAUAGAUAUAAUGACAUCCUUACGGGUGAAAGAAUA
Molecule: messenger RNA, 2611 nt
Organism: Macrobrachium nipponense
Lineage: Eukaryota; Metazoa; Arthropoda; Malacostraca; Decapoda; Palaemonidae
Exons: 3
Coding region: 250-1332 (360 amino acids)
Source: RefSeq, a predicted model, not a curated record